GAGAAAUAGAAGCCCAGAGGUACUCCCAGUGAGAAAUUCGCUCAUGAAAUACAUGAUCUGCUUAAAUUCAGAUGCUAGCCAUGGAUUUCGAAUGUCUCUUUUGAUAUUGUUUGGUUUUGCAACAAUUAAGUCUCCAGAGAAAGAAAUAACAGAGUAGUCUGUGCAAGAAAGUCAAAAGCACAAAUGUACAUGGCGGGGAAGAGAGAGAGAGAAAAAAUCUUCCAAGGAGAGAUGUUCUGCCACGCGACGCUACAAAUGUGUCUUUAUCGACAUUUUACAAAGACUUGGUGACUUUUAGCGAGCUCACACGCCCCACCCACCUUCUAUCUUCACUGCCGAAGGAGAGGAGGGACCUCGGAUGCGCACCAGAACAACGUAUAGAAUUGAGACCCAUCCCCUUCCCGAAGGUUAUCCCCCUCCCCUCCUGCGGGACGAGAAAGAAAAGUAGAUGUUUCCUGCUGUCGCAGCAAAGCAUCCUUCCUCUAGCAAGCGUCGUCGACCCGUUUUCUCCGAAGUCGCCCGCUUUCUUUCAGUCUCUCGCUGCUGCUGCUGCUGCUGCUUUCGGAGAUCGCUUUGCAAAAGUAUACUGGAACCAAACCUGGUAGCCUCCCAUCCGUCAAGUAUUUGAUUAUGACUCCAGUCAAGAUGGACACUGCUUGUUCCAGCAGGCUUGCUUCCGUUUUUGGCUGAUUUUCUGAGUUAGUACUGCCAUGUCUGAUUUUGAAACUGAAGAUACUGAAGAAACUGUAACCUGUCUGCGAAUCAUUAUUUAUCACCCAAAACAAGAAGAAAGUCCAGUCUUUCAUGCUUUAAAGUUCUGUCACAACCAACAGCUGAGAGCAGAUGAUGUAGUGAAAUUUGGAAGAGAUUCAAACAUCUGUCGUUUCCCCUUUAUAGAUGCACGGGUCUCGCGUGUUCAGUUUGGCCUUCAGUUUUUCAGACACUUCAACAGCUCAGAGUUUGGUUUUGAGAUUAAGAAUCUGAGCAAAAAGGCAAAGUUAAUUGUGGACAAUAUUGAACUGGGCUAUCUAAAUAAAGUCAGCCUACCAGAUAAAUGUAUGGUUUGCUUUGGAGAGUACCAGAUGUUACUACAAAAACAAGAAGGACAAUCUGAGGACUAUUUUAACAUCUGCUUUGAAUUGGCCAGAAAGUCACUGUUACAAGAAAAAAAUCUAUUUUUGAAAAAACCAGUCUGUGAAAGUAGCAGUUCAUAUACUCAAUUUCCAACAGAGAUGGAUGAGAAUGAAUAAAUUGGAAAAUUCCAUGAAAAAGUUUCAAACAAUUGUGUUUUUAAGUGCUUACCUUUACCUUGUGUGUUAUGGUAGUUGAAGCUAUAUUUAUCUAUAUAUUUGCCUCUUUACCUGCACUGCCAAUAGGUUAGCAUCUUUUUGAGAGCUACACAGAGUCACUUGAUGAAUGGCCAGCCAUAAAAAUUGAAUAAAUAAGUAUUCUUUCAACGUUGCUACCUUUUGGCAUCUUUGAAUGAAAGCCUCUCUUCCUUCCCAUCAAUCACCAUCAGUGGCUAUUUCUCUGUAUUUAGAUCCAGUUCCCCAAGUUGUACUGAUGUUUGUACUAAACUUAAUGCUUCUACUUUUCUCCCCUUUCCUCCCAACUUUCUUUUUUGCAUUGUGUCUUAGAUUAUAACAGCAUUUGGCGCUAAAUAUUUUAA
Molecule: messenger RNA, 1669 nt
Organism: Python bivittatus (Burmese python)
Lineage: Eukaryota; Metazoa; Chordata; Lepidosauria; Squamata; Pythonidae
Gene: TIFA
Product: TRAF interacting protein with forkhead associated domain
Biological process (GO): positive regulation of canonical NF-kappaB signal transduction
Molecular function (GO): protein binding
Source: RefSeq, a predicted model, not a curated record